Messenger RNA from Yamadazyma jaroonii, 3141 nucleotides. Lineage: Eukaryota; Fungi; Ascomycota; Pichiomycetes; Serinales; Debaryomycetaceae. The record is from the annotation of a GenBank genome assembly.
AUGUCGAUAUUGAAUGAUAGUUCAGGCUUGGGGUCUCCCUUACAAGACACCAUCCUGAAGUUUGAGAACAGUAGUAAGAGUAAUAUCCCCCUGACGUUAAAAGAUGAUAUAGAUGUACAGUCAUUAGAGGGACUGGAAGGUGAAGAUAUAGAAGUUCCUAUUAUGUCUGAAGGUAUUGUAGAAGAUUCUGGAAAUAAAGAUAUCAAUGGGUCGGGGAUUGAAGGUUCUGGAGAUGAACCAGGUAAGGAAACCCCUGGUUCUUUACCUAGAAUCCCUGCUACGUUUGAUUUUAAUGAUUUGAAGGAAGAGAAAGAUUAUAAGACCACCUUGGACCCAGGACUUCAACUAGAUAAUGGGAUUCAAGGGUCUGGAGGUGAACUGACGGACCAAACCCCAGAUUUGGCCCCUUUACCCCCAUCAGCUGAUUUACAAAAAGAUGUAUUAGGGAAGAUUACCACUACGGAGGAUGAUAUUGAUGAUAGUUUUAUGACUUCAGAGUCGGUAGAGAUCUCUGAUGAUGAUAAUAAACCCGUAGGAGCUCAAGGGAAGGGUGAAGAGAUGAAGGUAGUGCUGGAUCAGAAUAUUGUAGCACUGGACCAGAGUCUGGACCAUAAACCCGUGGUAAAUACUAAGGACUUUGUACCGGAGACUUCCAUCGGUUCGAGGAAAACCUCAGGAAAGACUUCCGUGCCUGUAGCAUCAACUCCUGGACCCGUAGCAUCAGAUGACGAUAAAGAAAAUGAUGAUACUUUGGAUCUCAGUCAAAAUACCAUCGAUAUAGAAGACCUUCAUAUUGAAAAGAACGGUACUAACGAUGGUCAAAGACUUUUAUCCAGUGCUACAGUCAUAAGGAGUCCACCACCACCACCAAACCAUUCCAGUUUCCCUGUACCACCUCAACCUUAUACUCCUAAAGCUUUCAGUUCAUCUACUACCACACCUAAUAGAAGUUAUAACCAAACUGCUGCUAUGACACCUAUAAUGAACCAGGGGGCCAAAUAUGGAUUUAAUAAUUCCCAUGGUACCGGCCAAUCACCAGCUUCAAGUCCUAGAGAUAACUUGGGCAUGGGGAUCUUAAACAAUGAUUCUUUAUCCCCUAGAAACAGCUUGUUGGGGUCUAAAAUGAGAAAAUCAAGUAGUCUGAAGGUUAAAGGGGUAUUCACCAAUAUGUUUGGUACUAAGAAUAAGUCCAAACCUCAAGAAUCAGUCAAUAUGAAGAUUUCUACUCCUUUCAGUUUCAGACAUCCUACCCAUGUCGGUAUUGAUAACGAUGGAUCCUUAGUGGGGGUCCCUACCGAAUGGGAAAGAAUGUUAAGUUCAAGUGGAAUCAGUAAGAGUGAACAAGUCCAAAAUCCUCAGGCAGUGAUGGACGUAUUGGCGUUCUACCAAGAAACUAAUGAACAUGGUGAUGAUUAUGCUUUAAAGAAAUUCCAGUAUAAUAAUUCCAGCACAUCUUUGAAUAAUUCUAUGACUCCACCAGGUACUCCUGGCGGUCCAGGAACUCCUGGAGGUCAUAGUAAUGGUAAUGGAAGUUAUUUCGGUUCUUCCAGUACUUUACCUGAAGGUAGUCUGAUUUCAAUGCCUCAACAAUCUCCAGGGGGAAGUCCUUAUGAAAGUUCAUAUAUUCCUAGUAGACCAGCUCCAAGACCUCCUUCGGUAGGGUCAUCUACUAUGGUAUCACCAGAACAACAUAUUGUUCCACCAUCACCAAGUCAAACAUCUCCAAAGAAAAGUUUUAUGGGUAAAAGAUCCAUCUCCUCCAAAUCGAUCAAAUCUUUAAGAUCAAGAAUGACUAACGAGAAGCCUGUCAUCAGUAGCCCGAUAUCUCCACCAUCAUAUCAAGGGAUCCCUAAAUCCAAAUCUCAUAAUAAUUCUUUAGCUUCUCAGGUCCAACCACCUCCUGGUAAUAAGAUUUCAACUGCCCCCAUCCCUCCAACAGCCAAAUUUGAAGGGGAAUUCAAACAUAGACCUCCACCUCCACCUCCAAAUAUGACACCUAAACAUAUUCAGAAACCUAGAGCUCCACCACCACCACCUCAAAAAGUUCCUGUGACUCCAAAGGAACCAGCUCCAAGUUCAAAUCCUGCUACCACCAAUCAAGGUUCAACUUCUACACCAGUUGAAUCCCCAGCUCCUACUGCCGUCCCACCAACUCCUUCUAAAGACGAUAAGAAGAAACCCGUUAGAGAUGCUAAACAAGCAGCUUUAAUAGCUCAAAAGAAACGUGAAGAUAAAAAACGUAAGAACCUUCAAGUAAUGACCAAACUUCAAAGUAUCUGUAGUGAAGGAGAUCCUAAUCAAUAUUACCGCGAUCUCGUUAAAAUCGGUCAAGGGGCUAGUGGUGGAGUUUAUAUAGCUCAUGAGAUCCAUAAUAAAGCCAAUACCGUAGCUAUCAAACAGAUGAACUUGGAACAACAACCAAAGAAAGAAUUGAUCAUCAAUGAAAUCUUGGUUAUGAAAGGUUCUAAACAUCCAAAUAUCGUCAAUUUCAUUGAUUCCUACUUAUUGAAAGGUGACUUAUGGGUGGUGAUGGAAUACAUGGAAGGUGGUAGUUUGACGGAAAUCGUUACUCAUUCGGUGAUGACCGAAGGUCAAAUUGGUGCUGUUUGUAGAGAAACUUUGAAAGGUCUUAAGUUCUUACAUUCUAAAGGGGUUAUUCAUAGAGACAUUAAGUCAGACAACAUCUUGUUGAAUAUUGACGGGAACAUUAAAAUGACCGAUUUUGGGUUUUGUGCACAAAUCAAUGAUAUCAACUUAAAAAGAACCACAAUGGUAGGAACUCCUUAUUGGAUGGCACCAGAAGUUGUCAGUAGAAAAGAAUAUGGACCUAAAGUUGAUAUUUGGUCGUUAGGGAUCAUGAUCAUUGAAAUGAUUGAAGGUGAACCUCCUUAUUUGAAUGAAACUCCGUUAAGAGCUUUAUAUCUUAUCGCCACCAAUGGUACACCCAAGUUGAAAGAACCUGAAGCAUUGAGUCACGACAUUCGUAGAUUCUUAAGUUGGUGUUUGAAAGUAGACAGUAACAAACGUCUUGAUGCUGACCAAUUAUUGAAGGAUAAAUUCAUUUUGGAGAGUGAUGACGUCAGUCUGUUGAGUCCUUUGGUUAAGAUAGCUAGAAUGAAGAAAGCUAACGAAGAAGAUUAG